UUCUUGGAUUUUUCUCUUUGUAGAUUCAUUGUGGACAAAAUAUUUGGAUUACUACGCAAGAUUACACCAAUGCAAAAGCUGCAUCGUCAUCAGAGUCUAUGUUUGUAAAAAAUAUAGCGAUGAAUAUAUUUACUAGAGAAGUACUCAAAAAUAGUACUAUAACGGGCAAUAGUAGUAAUCGGACCAAAGGACCUGCAAAGCCGAAACUGGAUCCGGCCAAAAUGCUUGUCGUAAGAGAUAUUUAUAGAUAUUAUUUAGCGGAGCACAGGAAACUGCCAGAAAAAGUAAUUAAUGUCAAAGUCGAUGAAUACGUGGAAUAUAUCCGGCAAAAAAUUGCGGACUUAAUUAGACCUCCGAAGAAGACGCCAUCAGAAGCAGCUGAAGCAACAAAAGAUGAUAAAAAAAUUUUAAAAAAGCUGCCGAAAGCUCGAAAGGGUAAACAAGAUAUUUCGAGCUCCAGUGAAAGUAGCGACCCCAGUGAGGACAGUGAAGCUUCAGACAGUGAAGAUAGUACCAAUUAAGUCAUAGCAUUAACGUACUUUUUUUGAUAUUUAAUCAGAUAACUUUUGUCUAUUUUCAAACUUCUUCAUUUUUAGUUAAUAAAAUUAAGUAAUAUAUAAUACAGUACAAAAAUACUAUA
Molecule: messenger RNA, 640 nt
Organism: Cotesia glomerata
Lineage: Eukaryota; Metazoa; Arthropoda; Insecta; Hymenoptera; Braconidae
Exons: 3
Coding region: 99-521 (140 amino acids)
Molecular function (GO): DNA binding
Source: RefSeq, a predicted model, not a curated record